AUGGAAGAGGAGGAGAGGACGAGGAUACUGGAGGAGAGGAGGAUAUUGGAGGAGAGGAGACGAAAGGGAGUAGAGGGAAAUGGCCUGGAAUCAAGCGACUACUUCGAGACAGGAACCGAAGGUGACCGUCCGUUGGAUCGGAUUCUCGUCUCAUUUUGUAUUUGGACCUUUCAGCUGAGCGGAUUCUAA
Coprinopsis cinerea okayama7#130 is the source of this 189-nucleotide messenger RNA. RefSeq lists its product as hypothetical. The record is from RefSeq and is a predicted model, not a curated record. Lineage: Eukaryota; Fungi; Basidiomycota; Agaricomycetes; Agaricales; Psathyrellaceae. The transcript is spliced from 3 exons. The coding region runs from base 1 to 189 and encodes 62 amino acids.